Messenger RNA from Rhinocladiella mackenziei CBS 650.93, 1671 nucleotides. RefSeq lists its product as uncharacterized. Lineage: Eukaryota; Fungi; Ascomycota; Eurotiomycetes; Chaetothyriales; Herpotrichiellaceae. The transcript is spliced from 4 exons. Gene Ontology annotation, molecular function: dipeptidyl-peptidase activity. The record is from RefSeq and is a predicted model, not a curated record. The coding region runs from base 1 to 1671 and encodes 556 amino acids.
AUGGCUGGAACCGACCGUCUCAUUGGUCCAUUCAGGAAAAGUAUCCAUCCGCAGGAGGUCCUACCUCCGAUCAAUCCUGCUCCUGACCUCAAACAUGAGAUGUUUGAGCUAGAUGGAGGUAAAGUGAUCUUUGAGAAGGACGUCGCCAUCACGAUGAGAGAUGGGGUCAAGCUCUACGCCGACAUCUACCGUCCUGCGGCUAGGAUAGCAGAGCGAACUCCAUCUUUGGUGUUCUGGUCACCUUUUGGAAAACACGGGGCUGUACCCAGAGCUUUGUUUAAGAACAUGGGGGUCGACUUUGACAAGUUGAGCCCAUACACGUUCUUCGAGUUACCCGACCCAUUUCUAUGGUGCAGCCAAUACCACUACUCGUUCGUCCGCGUGGAUCCCCGCGCCACGUGGUGGUCUGAGGGCACAGAAGCGACCUACUUCUCGCCGCAAGAAGGACGUGAUGGCUACGAUGUCGUCGAGUGGGCUGCUUUACAGCCAUGGUCCACUGGCGACAUUGGCUGGGGUGCGGUCUCCUAUUAUGCAAUGUCAGCGUAUCAGACGGCCGCCCUGAACCCCCCACAUCUCAAGGCGCUAUUGUUAUGGGAGGGCAUAUCGGAUAUCUAUCGCGAAGUAAACUGUGUGGGCGGAAUACCUUCUGUUCCAUUUCAGUAUUUAUGGAUGAACUUAACCGGACAAGGUCUUGGGAGGAGCGAAGAUCAUGCAGCUGUGUCCCUCGAUCAUCCUCUUUUCGAUGAGUUUUGGCAGUCCAAAGUGGUGGACUGGGCCAAGAUUGACAUCCCGACAUUAUCGGUUACAGGUUGGUCGUCUUUGGCUUUGCAUUUACGAGGUACCAUCGAGGCAUGGAAGGGUCUCUCAUCCAAGGACAAAUGGCUCCUAGUUCACGCUGGCAGAGAGUGGAGCGAGUACUAUAAGCCUGCCGGUAUUGAAAAGCAAAAAGAAUUCUGGGACCACUUCUUGAAACGCAAGGAGAACUCGGUCAGUACCUGGCCAACUGUGCAACUCGAUGUGCGCAGGUCUGCCGAUGAAUCUGUCCGAAAGAACUGGACAAAUUUUCCUCCACCCUCGAAUCUGACAACCUUCUACCUAAGAGCCGACGGGAAUCUGGUGUUACAGCCGAGUACGGUGGAUGCGUCUCAUGCUGCUUUCAAGAGCCAUCGCGCAGAUUCUACAAUCUCUUUUGAUUACACUUUUGACAAGGAGACCGAAAUUACUGGUCACGCUUCUUUGACCGUGUUUGUUCAGUGCACGGAAUUCCCAGACGUCGAUCUCUUUGUCGCGCUUCAGAAGCUGGACGCCGAAGGGAAAGAGGUGAAAUUCUGGAACUCGAGCCAGUUUAUCGAGGCGCCGGCAUCCCUGGGCUGGCUACGUCUUUCGCACAGGGAACUGGACGAAACACGCAGCACUCCAGAAAGGCCUUAUCAUACCCAUCAGAAACGACAAUGGGUGCGGCCAUGUGACAUAGUCGAAGCCCAAGUUGAGCUUUGGCCAAGCAGUACUGUAUGGCAGGCGGGUGAGACAAUGCGAGUGUCAAUCAACGGUCGUGGAUUUCUGAAUGAAGAAAACAGAACCCAAGUACGGACACCAGUGCACAGUUGGGGAGAUGUCAGAGUGUGGUUCGGUGGUGACUACGGAAGUAGACUGCUCGCACCAAUUGUAUGA